Messenger RNA from Penicillium alfredii, 1083 nucleotides. RefSeq lists its product as uncharacterized. The coding region runs from base 1 to 1083 and encodes 360 amino acids. Gene Ontology annotation, molecular function: glucosamine-6-phosphate deaminase activity; identical protein binding. The transcript is spliced from 4 exons. NCBI's taxonomy places the organism in Eukaryota, Fungi, Ascomycota, Eurotiomycetes, Eurotiales, Aspergillaceae. Gene Ontology annotation, biological process: D-glucosamine catabolic process; carbohydrate metabolic process; N-acetylglucosamine catabolic process. Gene Ontology annotation, cellular component: cytoplasm. The record is from RefSeq and is a predicted model, not a curated record.
AUGUUGCGUGUCAUUAUCAGAGAAGAUCCCGACGCUGCGUCGGUGUACAUCGCAGACUACAUCAUCAGUCGCAUCAAAGCAUUCAAUCCGACUGAGAACCAGCCGUUCGUGCUGGGCCUACCUACUGGCAGCAGCCCGGAAAUCAUCUACAAGAUCCUUGUGCAGCGCCAUCGUGCCGGGGAGAUUUCGUUCAAGGAUGUCGUGACCUUCAACAUGGAUGAAUAUGUCGGCUUGCCUCGUGACCACCCCGAGUCCUACCAUAGCUUCAUGUACAAGCACUUCUUCUCACAUGUCGACAUUCCACCCCAGAACAUCAACAUUCUCGAUGGCAACGCACCGGAUAUGGCCACCGAGUGCACCUCUUUCGAAGCGCGCAUCGCUCACUAUGGCGGAAUCGAGUUGUUCCUGGGUGGUGUCGGGCCAGAUGGUCACAUUGCCUUCAACGAGCCCGGGUCGUCACUGAACAGCCGCACUCGUGUCAAGACCCUCGCGUACGACACCAUUCUGGCCAACUCGCGCUUCUUCGAAAAUGACGUCAACAAGGUGCCCCGGAUGGCGAUGACCGUGGGAAUCCAGACCAUCAUGGAUGCGCGCGAGGUGGUGAUUGUGGCCACUGGUGCUCACAAGGCCUUUGCGGUGCAGAAGGGACUCGAGGAUGGUGUAAACCACAUGUGGACUCUCUCAGCCCUCCAAUUGCACCCGCAUCCUCUGAUUGUCUGCGAUCGCGAUGCCACCCUGGAGCUCAAGGUCAAGACUGUGCGGUACUUCGAAUCCAUCGAACAGGCUGGUACCGAUGCCCGCACUCAGGGCCCUGCCCUCGUUUACCGUCCACGAGCCUACCCUACCCCUAUGCCAGCCAAGAGAUCAUCGCCACGGCAGCAGCAGACCCCCGUUGGAACCCCGAAGAAAGUACCCAAGGACCUGCGCAUCAACACCGAACUUCACCGGUUAAUGGAGGAGGACGAGCUUACACCGGACAGCAUGUCCUCGCGCAUGGUCGAUUCGGCCAUUGGGGGCCUUGACGGCACCCUGAAUAAUGAUCUGGUCUUCGAUCGUAUGGGCGCGAGAAUGACUGCACACUAA